Molecule: messenger RNA, 6241 nt
Organism: Elaeis guineensis (African oil palm)
Lineage: Eukaryota; Viridiplantae; Streptophyta; Magnoliopsida; Arecales; Arecaceae
Source: RefSeq, a predicted model, not a curated record
CCCUUUUUUAUGAGUGGCGUAGUAUAAUGUAAAACAUUCCUGCGGGGUAGGAGAAGCGGGACCCGAACGACCGGUUGCCAUUUGGCUCCCUUUUCGCCCAGGGGGCUUGCUCUCUCGCCCUCCUGAAUCCCCUUUAGAAAGAGAUCGGAAACCAAACCCUCGCCCCUCUCGCUCUCCUUACUCUCUCCUUUCCCUUUGAUUUCUUCCUGUUCUUCCAAUUGUUUCUUCGAUUUGGAUCGAUUCAAUUCCUGGGAGCGCUCAGAACCCUAGUUUUUGAGGUGAUGGAGCUGGUCGGGAGGGCGGUGAGGAAGAGAUUUCCGGGGUUUGGGAUCUUUGAGGGAAUGGUCGAGUCUUAUGAUCCAUCGGUAGGCUACUUCAAGGUGGUAUACGAGGAUGGGGACUCGGAGGAGGUCGACUUUGGGGAGAUCGCCUUGAUGCUGACGGAGAUGGGGGAAUCGUCGCCGCUGCCCGAGGGGCAGCCCAGGCGGAGUAAUCGAGGGCGGAGGCCCAAGAAGCGGCGCCGGAGCGAGCCGGAUCGGGUGGCGCAUGGCGGUUCCGGUGGGGGAGGGGAGGAUGAACUUCUGAGAGGUAAGGUUAUGGGUAAGGGUUUGGUUGGGGAAGGUGGAAACGUAGUGGAGGUGGGUGGGGUUUCGGUGGAAAAUGGUGCAGUGUCUGAUGGGAUUGUGAAUGAAAAUGGUGAUUUGGUAGUUGGUGGAGGAACCCAUGUGAAUGGGGAUUGUUCAAAUGUGUGCAUAAGGGAGAUUGGUUCACCUCAGGGUUUCGAAGGAACUCCCAAAAUAGAGAAAUUGGAGGAGAAGGAUGGUUUUGAUGGUACUGAUGGCUCUGAGAUGAAGGCUGAAACAUUGGUGGCGCAUCCAGAGGAAACUGCCCAUUUAGAAGGUUGUAAAGAUACCCUCGUGGAGGAACCUUUGUUGAAAGAUUGCAAUUCUGAUUAUGUGUUUUCGGAAGGUCAAGGAGGGGUUAGCGCCUGUAAGGUAGAGAAGGAUGAGCAGGGCCCACAGAAAAGGCAAAGGCUAUCUGAGAAAAUCAAGUCCCUUCCAGAGAUGCCUUUGAGGAGGAGUGCUCGUAGAGCAAGAGCUGCUCAGUUAUCUCCAGUGGAUUCUGUUCCCCGUCAGGUGGAGAAGAAUAUGCUGGCUUCUGAGAAUGUCAUGUUUAAUAGGAAAGAUUGUGGCUUGGUUGUUGAGGAUUCCAAGCUGGAGCUUCCCCCAUCUUCGAAUGAUGUGGAUUUAGAUGGGCUCCCCAUUCUUGAUCUCUUCUCUGUUUAUACUUGUUUAAGGUCCUUCAGUCGGUUGCUUUUUUUGAGUCCAUUUCGUCUGGAAGCUUUUGUGGCAGCAUUGCGAUGCAAAUUUGUUAAUAAUUUGAUUGAUUCCAUACAUUUUUCUCUCUUGCAAGCCUUGAAACAGCAUUUGGAGUUUCUUUCUGAAGAAGGAUCAAGGUCAGCUGCUGAUUGUCUCAGGAAUCUCAAUUGGGAGCUGUUAGACUUAGUUACAUGGCCUGUAUAUCUUGCUGAAUAUUUACUAGUUCAUUGUCCAUCAGUGAGGUGUGACUUUAAGCUUACACAUUUGAAACUUUUGAACAUGGAGUACUAUAAACAGCCAGCUGGGGUAAAGCUGGAGAUACUUCGUUGCCUGUGUGAUGAUGUCAUUGAAGUUGAAGUGAUAAGAUCAGAACUUAAUGCAAGGAUGAUAGAAUUUGAACCUAAUCUGGAUGUUUUUAGUAGCAUGAACGGUGCAAGGAAGAGGAAUUAUUUGUGCAUGAAUGGUUCGGCACAUUUGUCUUUGGCUCAAGAUGCAUUUGAAGAAACUGCUGAUGGAAAUAGCGAUGAAUGUUGCCUCUGUAAGAUGGAUGGUAGCUUAAUAUGCUGUGAUGGUUGUCCUGCUGCUUUUCAUUCUAGGUGCGUGGGAGUGGCCAAAGAUCUUUUGCCUGAAGGCUACUGGUAUUGUCCAGAGUGCUUGAUUGAGAAAGGAGAUGGAUUGGUAAAUUUGUCAAAGUCUUGCCAUGGAGCAGAGACUUUGGGAAUAGAUCCACAUGGACGCCUGUAUUUCAGCUGUUGUGGCUAUCUUUUGGUGUCUGAUUCAUGUGAUACAGUUGCUCCAUCUCAUUAUUAUAACAAAAAUGAUUUGGUGGCUGUUAUCAAAUUGUUGAAAUCAUCUCAUGCUUCUUAUAGUGCAAUUGUGAAUGCAAUAUCCUCAUAUUGGAAAGUUCCUGUAAAUGCCUCUAAUUCCAGCAAUCAUGGCCAUGAGAUUCCUAACGUGCAUGAAGUCUUGGAUGCUAGUAUGCACUCUCAACACUUAGCACUCGCAAAGCAAGAGGUUUCCAUUGAUGGCAUUAUUGAAAAUGCACCGAAGGAAUAUUCUGCUUCACCUGGAUGCUCUGAACCUAAUUGUCUUAGUGCUUCAGAUUUAAGACAGUUGAAUUUGAUGGACUCUCAUCAGUCUGCAGAAAUAAACCGGCCAUUUGCAUGUUCUGAAUCUGUAGAUGAAAUGGCUGAUGCUACAACCUGUGAUCAACUUUCUCAGCAAAUAUACAAUGAAUGUUCUAAGAACGAAAAUGUUCCUGAUAAAGAAUUUAUUUCUGUGAAACCAGUGGACUUAUCUGUUGAGAAUGAAAAAUAUGUUGAACUCCCUGGUUGGGGGGUUGGCAUAUCAUUGAUAACCGACCGAUGGAAAGGUGUGGAUUCUCGACUGCAAUCUGAUCCUGGUUGUUAUGUGAAUUACUAUACUUUUGGUCGAAUAGCUUUCUCUGUUGCUCAAGAGCUAAUGCAUAAAGCGUCUGAGAGUGGCAAUAAGGAGUCUAAGAAGCCUGUUGAGGACAUGAUGUCACAACAACUAAAGGCGAUCUCUAAGAAUUCAAUCAGAUUUUGUUGGUACAGUAACCAGAAGUUAUCAUUGGAUGCACAGAAAGAAAAAUGUGGUUGGUGUUAUUCCUGCAAAAGUCUGAAUGGUAGUGAUUGUUUAUUUAAAGUUAUGGAUGACAAGCAUCUUGAAAGUUCUAAGCCCCGGACAGCUGGACUUCGUUCUGAAAAGAAAAAGAAAAGUCACAUUCUUUCUGCUAUGCAUCAUAUUUUGUCGAUUGAAGACCGCGUGCGUUGCUUUUUAUCUGGUCUAUGGGAGAAUCCACAUUACAGUAACCUCUGGCGCAAGGCUGUUCUGAAGGCAUCGGAUGUUGCAUCACUAAAACAUCUGCUUCUUAAUUUAGAAUCAAAUUUGCGUCGUGUUGCACUUUCAGCAGAAUGGCUAAAACCUGUGGAUUCUGUUGAGAUAGUUGGUUCAGCAUCUCAUGUAGUGACUGGUUCCUUGCUUGUAUCGUCAAAUAAUGGUGGUAGUAGAAAACAGAGCAAAAAAACCUUAUCUGUUUCUGAGAGUGUUCGUGAACCUGCUGCUGGAAGUCUUUUUUGGUGGAGGGGUGGAAGACUGUCCCGACAAGUUUUUCAGUGGAAGAUAUUGCCUCGAUCUUUGGCUUCCAAGGGUGGUCACCAAGCUGGCUGUAAGAAAAUUCCAAAUAUAUUAUAUCCUGAUGGUUCAGAGUUUGCCAGGAGAAGCAAAUUUGUUGCCUGGCGAGCUGCUGUUGAGAUGUCACAGAGUGUUGCGCAGCUCAUUUUUCAGAUUAAAGAAUUUGAUUCAAAUAUUAGGUGGACUGAACUUUCAAACAGUCAGCUUUUCCCGCAGCUGACUAAUGAAUCCAAGAAAUUAGCAAGGCUAUUCAAGAAGGUGAUGAUCCGCAGAAAGUGUAUUGAGGGAACAAAUGUGAAAUAUCUACUUGAUUUUGGCAAGAGAGAGUGUGUCCCUCCUAUUGUUGCCAGACAUGGGGUUAUGUUUGAAGAACCCAAUAGUGAAAGAAAGAAAUAUUGGUUGAAUGAAAUUCAUGUUCCUCUAAACCUUCUGAAGUCUUUUGAAGAGAAAAAAAUUGCUCGCUUACUUAAAAGGACAAAUUCUGGACUGCUUUCCGAGAAGGUAAAUAGCUGCAACAUGAAGAAGCGCAAAAGAUCAAAGGGACUUUCUCACCUAAUAUUGAAAGCAGAAAAAUUAGAGAGCCAGCUUUGUGGGCACUGUAACAAAGAUGUACUGAUUAGAGAAGCUGUGAGCUGCGAAAUUUGUAAUGGCUAUUUUCAUAGAAGGCAUUUCAGAGUGCCCAAAGGUGCCAUCACUACAACUUACACUUGCUACAGAUGCAAGGAUAAAAAUACUAUGAAGAUAAAAGCUCAAGGCCGUAAAGGAGUUUCAAAGAAAAGAAAAACCUUGACAGGUAAAAAGUCAAAGGGUUUGCCUAUGAAAGGAAAGUGUGCUUCAAAUGGAUUGCCUAAGAAAGGAAAGCAUGCGCAACGCCUGUUGCCUAAGACGGGAAAGCAUGUAGUGGCGAAAAACCAAAAAAAGUUCAAUGGAAAAAAGAAAGGUAAAAAAGGUAAAAAGGGUAAACCUAAAAGGAGUCAGUCCAGAAAAUCAGAUAAUGGUAUCAGCUGGCCUAAGAGAAAAAGAACAAUUGUGCAUCAUUCCUACUGGCUAGAUGGUCUUCAGUGGACAGGGAAACUAGACAAUGAACAGGGGAAGUGUUUUAGAAGAAGAAAAGUUCUUCUGCCAUCCCAACAUUUGGGAGACCCCUCUGUACAACCAGUGUGCUGCCUUUGUGGUAAAGAAUACAAUUCAGACAUCAUCUAUAUUGGUUGCGAAAGUUGUGAAGAUUGGUUUCAUGGAGAUAUUUAUUGCCUUACUCUUGAGAAUAUCAACAAUCUGAUUGGUUUUAAGUGCCAUAAAUGCCGUAGAAGAAGCAUCCCUGCAUGUCCAUUCUCACGAAAUUCAGUAAUUGGUGAGGGUCAAUCAAAUGAUGAAUGCAUUGGAGGGGCUGUUGGUAUUGAGGAUCAAACUGAUAAGGAAAAAUCUCACAGUGGAAUAUAUGAAGAUUGUGCAGCUACAGUUCAUAAUAAUGUUUAUCUAGAUGAGGAGCAAAAAGAAGGCACUAAACAUGCUGAAGAGGAACUUAUGUUGUCCAGUGAAACUGGGUUAACAGCAGGACCUAUUGCUGAUCAGUUGCUUGAAAAUGCAGAGGAAACAGUCACAUCUUCUGGACAUCAGAAUGAAAUUCAAAUACUGGUAGCAUCACGUGAGAUGGGAGGGUUUGAAUGAAAUGGUGAUAGUAUGAGUUGCUAUUAGCUGGUAUGCUUGGUCAUUCUGCUGUUCCACAUUCAAAAACAGACAAUUCUAUCAGCACCAUAGUUGGCUGUCAUUGAAGUAAAAGAUGUUUUCUUCAUUUUUGAUGCAAUGAGUUAUCAUUAUGGUUGGUGCAACUUCAUGAUUACAAUUUGUUGGGAUGGUCCAACUUGGUAAAAGCUCGCACAUGUAAGAGAACAGUUUUUCGUGUGAUUCUUGUUAGAUUGAAUCUGACCUGGGAUUUUGCCAUUAAUUCUCUGUCGCGUUAUGCACUCAUGGAUCAAUGAAUUGUCUUAUAAAGUCCAUGGUGGAUUUGGUUGCUCAUCAUUUCCAUUUUUGGCUUGCAUGCGUUGGACCAGAUUCCAGAGGAACAUCAGACUGUCAGAUGUUAUCCAAAGGGAAACUUCUAAGGUGCCGCACCCAUUACCAAAUAUCUCAUGAAGCUCUUUCCUGCACAUGUUUUCUAAGCACUUCCUAUCCUUGAGUCUUUUAAAGAUCUGUUUCCCAGCACCUGCACCUGAAUCUGCUAUCAUGUUCACUGCUUCAGGAGGGUACACUGGGCAUGCUGUUGAAGAUAACACUAUUCUUCUGCUGUUUGGAGACCAUAGUUCAACAUUCUAUCUCACUCUACAAUUGGUUUAUCUUUUUCUGCGGAAUCAACACAUUUCCAUCCAUUCUUUGACCUGAGUAGGAAAAUGGAAGCUAAUCUACUAACUCAAACGUUUAUUCAAAGAUAUCAUUUAGACAUGCGAAAGACAUUGAUCUGAGCUUACACCCUCUUGUUAUUAUCACUUGUCUGGAUAUAAAAAGCAAGGAAUCAAAAAUUUUAAUUUACAUGGUUAAUUCUCGAUAUUGAUUAACAUCACAUUCAGAAACUUCUUGUUGUCAGCAGGUUCAUUGGUAUUAAGUUUUAUCUUCUUGCAUAUAAACUAAUUUGUAUGAGGAUGUUUCCCUGCAAGCCUAUUCUGCAUGAACUUUGCUGCAGAUGUUGCGACAGAUUAGGGACUAGGUGUGCAUUUUCUCCAGAGGAAGACUUUGAUAUUCCUAUUUAAAUGGGUUAAAAUAUGUUAAAAGCA